Molecule: messenger RNA, 538 nt
Organism: Pogoniulus pusillus (Red-fronted tinkerbird)
Lineage: Eukaryota; Metazoa; Chordata; Aves; Piciformes; Lybiidae
Gene: NHLH1
Product: nescient helix-loop-helix 1
Exons: 1
Coding region: 137-538 (133 amino acids)
Biological process (GO): regulation of transcription by RNA polymerase II
Molecular function (GO): RNA polymerase II cis-regulatory region sequence-specific DNA binding; DNA-binding transcription factor activity, RNA polymerase II-specific; protein dimerization activity
Source: RefSeq, a predicted model, not a curated record
AACAGCCAGAGGCUUGCCGUGACUCGGGGCCCUUCUCUCUAAGCCGGAGCAGCCUCAACCUCCCCAGGGCGCAGCCGCCCGGCAGCGCCCAGCUCCGCAGCACCAGCCCGGGGGCCCCUCCUCGUCCUCCCCCACCAUGAUGCUCAACUCGGAGCAGACCGAGCUCGACCUGCCCCCGGCUCACUCCGAGCCCGAAUCCGUCUUCAGCGACUGCGGCGGCGGCUCGGGGGGCACGGAGGAGGCGGCUGGCACGGGGCUGUGCCCCCAGUCCCGGGUGGCAGAGGCAGGAGAAGCCGGGAAGAAAGACCUGCAGCACCUGAGCCGGGAGGAGCGGCGGCGCCGGCGCCGAGCCACGGCCAAGUACCGGACAGCCCACGCCACGCGGGAGCGGAUCCGGGUGGAAGCCUUCAACAUGGCCUUCGCCGAGCUGCGCAAGCUGCUGCCCACCCUGCCCCCGGACAAGAAGCUCUCCAAGAUCGAGAUCCUGCGCCUGGCCAUCUGCUACAUCUCCUACCUGAACCACGUCCUGGACGUCUGA